AUUUAUAGCCCCAAAAUGAUUCCGAAAAUUCUCACGAGUUAAACAAUGCAACCCACUCUUAGCGAAAAUUUUUUUUUAUCUACUACUAUAUUAUACCGAGAAAGCAACCAUACUAAUUUACGGAUUACUGCCUGCUUAUUUCCCCGUACAUAUAAUUACAGUCGUUUGGAACUAUAAAUUUAAGGCUAAUUUAAAUUUACUUAAUUUUAAUUUUAGUAGUAAUUCGGGUCAAUAAUUUCAAUUCAAUUCAAUUUCACUAUAUACAUAAUAAUUAAUCCGUACAAUUAAGUAAACUUAAGUUUUAACUGCGGUACUCCAUAUAUAAAUGAAUUUGUUUGAAUAAACUUUCAGUGUAGUAUAUUUUUCAAAUCAUUCUAGCAUACAAAUUUUCACUUCAAACUAAUACCUUUUAAACUUUGUAGAUUCAAUUCACUUCAUAACAUUUCCUAACAAAAUCAUAGCAUAAAUAACUAACUAAUUAACUAAUUAAAUCAUGCCUCGUCGAAAUUCAAAUGCUCCAUCAAUUCCAGUUAUUGCAACUAUUGAUGUAGGUACUACAUCCACUAGAGCUAUAUUAUUUUCAGAAAAGGGAGAAGAAAUAGCUAAACAUCAAAUUGAAUAUUCUACAACAGCUUCAGAAGCUCCUGAUGAAUCUACUAAUACUGAACAAUUUAGAAGAAGAUCUUCAUUAAUGAGACAUAAUGAACCAAUCUUUACUGCUGAAGGUAUUGCUAUUUCUAUUACUGAUGAUAUUGAAAUUGAAAAUAAUAAGGCUAGUGUAGGUCCAACAUUAAGAUUUCCUCAACCUGGUUGGGUCGAAUGUAUGCCUGUUCAUAUCUUAGCCAAUUCUGUUCAAUGUUUAACUGCCUGUUUAAUUACUCUUCGAAAGAUCAAUCAAAAUCCUAAUUUAAAAGUUAAAUAUAAAGUCAAAGCUAUUGGAAUUGCUAAUAUGAGAGAAACAACCAUUGUAUGGUCUAGAAAAACCGGUAAACCUUUAAGUGGUGGUAUUACUUGGACAGAUACAAGAACUUCAGAAAUUAUUCAACAUUUAGAAAGAAUUACAGAUGAAAAAAAGAAAGAAGAAUUGAAAGCUAAAACUGGUUUACCUUUAUCUACUUACUUUUCAGCAGCAAAAUUAAGAUGGUUAUUAGAUAAUGAUGAUAUUAUUCGUGAAGAAUACGAAAAGGGAGAUGGAAAUCUUAUGUUUGGUACAGUAGACACAUGGUUAAUUUAUCAUUUAACUCGUGAAAAGAAUUUUGUUUCAGAUGUAACCAAUGCUUCCAGAACUUAUUUUAUGGAUCUUGAAACAAAAGAUUAUGAUGAUGAAUUAUUAGAAUUUUGGGAUAUAGAUCCAACUAGAAUUAAAUUACCAAAGAUUGUUUCAAGUUCAGAAUUUUAUGGUAGUUUCACAUCACCAAAUUUAUCUCAUUUAGGAUUUCACAAUAAGAUCACUCAAGAAGCUUAUGAUAUUCUUAAAACUAUUCAUGGAACUCCUAUUUGUGGUUGUUUAGGUGAUCAAUCUGCAUCAUUAGUAGGUCAAUUAGCUGUAAAACCAGGAUCUGCAAAAUGUACUUAUGGUACUGGUUGUUUCCUUCUUUAUAAUACAGGUACUAGGAAAUUAAUUUCUGAACAUGGAACAUUGACUACUUUAGGUUAUUGGUUCCCCACUUUAAAAGGUGAUGCUGGAGAACCUCAUUAUGCAUUAGAAGGUUCAAUUGCUGUGGCUGGUUCUAUUGUCCAAUGGUUGAGAGAUAAUUUAAAAUUAAUUGAAGAUGCCAAAGAUAUUGGACCCUUAGCUUCACGAGUUGGAGAUUCUGGUGGAGUAGUUUUCAUUCCAGCCUUUUCAGGUUUAUAUGCUCCAUAUUGGGAUGGUGGCUCAAGAGGUACAAUUUUUGGUAUGACUCAAUAUACAAGUUCAAGUCAUAUUGCUAGAGCUGCUUUGGAAGGAGUUUGUUUCCAAGUUCGGGCAAUUUUAAGAGCCAUGGCCGAAGAUGCUGGUGGUUCAAAAGAUUUCUUAGAAGAAGCUUUAAGUUCACAAGAUGAGAAUCAACCACUAAGCCAAUUAGCUGUAGAUGGAGGUAUGUCUAAAGCAGAUGAAGUUUUACAAAUUCAAGCUGAUAUUUUGGGGCCAUGUGUUACCGUCAAGCGUGCUGCAAUUUCAGAAUGUACUGCUUUAGGUGCAGCCAUAGCUGCUGGAUUAUCAUUCAAGAAUGAAGAAGAAAGAAUUUGGAAAGAUUUUGAUGAUGUAAUUGAAAAGAUAGAUGGUACAGGAGAUGAUUCCACUAAUAAAUUUGUUGCUAAAUUACCAGAUGUUGAGAGAAGAAGAAAUUGGAAAAGAUGGGAAAAGGCAGUUGAUAGGGCUAAGAGUUGGUUAGAAGAUUUAGAUUAAAUACAUUUUAAAAGUAAAGAUAUUUACUAAUGCAUGAUUUAUUCCAUAUGUACCUAAGUAUAUAUGUUUAUGUAGAUGAUAGACAAUUAUAAUUAAAUGAAAUUAUUCUUCAA
Scheffersomyces amazonensis is the source of this 2502-nucleotide messenger RNA. It is a transcript of the gene GUT1, whose product is annotated as glycerol kinase. Gene Ontology annotation, cellular component: mitochondrion. The record is from RefSeq and is a predicted model, not a curated record. Gene Ontology annotation, molecular function: glycerol kinase activity. NCBI's taxonomy places the organism in Eukaryota, Fungi, Ascomycota, Pichiomycetes, Serinales, Debaryomycetaceae. Gene Ontology annotation, biological process: triglyceride metabolic process; glycerol-3-phosphate biosynthetic process; glycerol metabolic process. The transcript has a single exon. Bases 494 to 2389 code for a protein of 631 amino acids.